AUGGAGGAGGAGUGCACAACAACAGCAGAAGCGGCGGUGGCUGGUGAGGCCUUCCUGGAGGCGGUGGCCGCUGGCGACGUGCUACGCGUGCGGCAGCUCUUGCACGAGAACCCGCCACACCACCACCACCACACGAUCAACGCUGUCGACCACCUUGGCUGGACGGGGCUGAUGAUGGCGGUGGAGGCGCGUCACGUGGAGAUGGUGGAGCUGCUGCUGGCCAGCGGAGCCGACCCGCACCACCGGUCGAGCGUCGAUGGCAUGCACGCCCUCCACGUGCUCGCCGAACAGCGCCCACACAUACACAACUCCACCCCCCAGGAGCAGGAGAAGCCGGCGGGCAUACUUCUGCUGCAAGCCGGCGUCGAUCCCAACGUGCCCACCUCGUCCAGCGGCGAGACGGUGUUGCAUCUGAUGUGCCUGCGGGGCAACAUCGAGGGCGUGCGCGAGCUGCUCGCCCGGCGCCUGGUGGUCGACAUCGACGCGCGCAACGCCCACGGCGACACCGCCCUCCACUACGUCAUUCUCAUGUUCUCGGCAGCGGCGCGCAAGGGCCACGACGAGAUGGUGCGGCUGCUGGUGGCCCACGGCGCAUCGCCCGCGGCCGAGGGUCGCUUCGGCACUCCGGCCCAGGCGGCCAUCGAGUUCGGGCAGCACCACACCGCUGAACUGCUCCGAAGCCUGGCGCACCCCACCGAAGACGGCACUCACCGACUGGGCCUGCACAGUCUGCCUCCGGAGGUGGUGGUGUACAUGCUGUCGUUCGUGGCCAACGCGCGCGAUCUCUGCUCCCUUUCCAUGGCGAGCCGAGCGUUGGCGGCGGUGAGCCGGGACGAUGUCCUGUGGAAGCCACUCGGUCACCCGUCGUGGGCCGAUCACCACAUUCUCAGGCUCACCAACGGCCACAGGAAACGCGACACCCACACUCUCCCACUCAAGCCCUCAACACCUGGCGACUACCUGGCCAAAGUGGUCAUGCAAGGCGACUCUGGCACAGGAAAAUCGGCAAUCCUCCGCCGCUACGUGCAUGACGAGUUUGAAGUCCGUCAUUCUCCGACCAUCGGCGCGGCCUUCGAGCGCCGCUGUGUGGAGUGGCAUGCCAACAGGAUCCAGUUGCAAUUGUGGGACACGAGCGGACCCGAGCGUUUCAGAUCGAUCUCGCCGAUGUACUUCCGUGGCGCGCACGGCGCGGUGGUGGUCUACGACAUCGCCAACAGGUCGACCUUCGACAACGUUGGGCGCUGGCUGGAGGAAAUUGACCAGUACGGGCUGGAAGGCUUGGUCGUGGUGGUGGCGGGCAACAAGACCGACCUGGCCUCCUCGACCAGACGCGCUGUGACCGAGCUCGAGGGCAGGCGGAAGGCGGAGGAGCUGGGCGCGCUGUUCUGCGAGUGCUCGGCCAAGACGGGCGAGGGCGUGGCUGACGUGUUCGACCUCCUCGUGGAUCGCCUGAUGGGCGGCUGGCAGCGCGUGGCCCACAUGGCCACUCCGGCACAUGUGCCCAGCGAGGCCCUCCUCGCCCAGCUCUUCCCACACGUCACCACCGCCAACAAUAGCAGCGCAGGAGACAGCACGCAGCAGCAACAGCCACCAAGGUGUGCGCUCCAGUGA
Acanthamoeba castellanii str. Neff is the source of this 1611-nucleotide messenger RNA. Its product is annotated as Ras subfamily protein. Bases 1 to 1611 code for a protein of 536 amino acids. The record is from RefSeq and is a predicted model, not a curated record. The transcript is spliced from 12 exons. Gene Ontology annotation, molecular function: GTP binding; protein binding; GTPase activity. Lineage: Eukaryota; Discosea; Longamoebia; Acanthamoebidae.